Messenger RNA from Humulus lupulus (European hop), 573 nucleotides. Its product is annotated as protein FAR1-RELATED SEQUENCE 5-like. Bases 1 to 573 code for a protein of 190 amino acids. The transcript has a single exon. The record is from RefSeq and is a predicted model, not a curated record. Lineage: Eukaryota; Viridiplantae; Streptophyta; Magnoliopsida; Rosales; Cannabaceae.
AUGAAGUUUGACAAGUCAGAAAACAGUUGGGUGGUCAAAGACUUUAACCCAGCGCAUAAUCAUGACCUUGCUUUGAAGAAAGACAUGCAAUUCUUGAGGUCUAACAGUGAUGUCCUAGAUUGUAUGGGCACCCAAGUAAUGUCAAUGAGACAGUCGGGCAUACGAACUUGCCACAUAUUGAAUAACCUUGCUGUAGAAAAGGGAGGACAUGAUUAUGUUCCAUUCCUGAAAAAGAACCUAUACAAUUGGAUUGGACGACAAAGAGAGUUAGAAGAGGAGGACGAAAUGGAUGCUGAGGGUUCCCAGGGAUACUUGGAAUGUCUUGGGUUAUGUGACCCCAAUUUUUUUAAAACACACACAAUCGACACGGAGUAUAGGCUUGCUGACUUUUUCUGGGCCGAUGGAAUAUCGAGAGAUGACUAUGGACAUUUUGGGGAGAUCAUCACAUUUGACAUAACAUACAAGAAGAAUGCGUACAACAAACCUCUUCUCCUGUUUGUCGGCGUGAAUCACUACUUCAGAAUUGUUGUAUUCACAAUUGCAUUGCUUUACAAUGAGAAGGAGGACACAUAA